AUGCUUACUGCUCACAUCCUCGCUCUCUCCGUUCUCGGCUCUGCGCUUGCGCUCCCCAAGUUCGGGUCGCGUCAGGACUUCACCGACGAAGACCUGUUCAACUCCUGCCCCGGCGGUCCCGGCUCGAGCAAGUUCGAAAAGGCGGACCGAUGCACCCUCGAUGGCCCUAUUGACAUCCCCAACGUCCGCCACUUCGUUGCUCUCGGCCAGCCCCAGCUCAACUGCGGCGGCGGCACGGACCCGAUCACCGUCACCCUCGGCGGCGAGAAGACAGUGUCGACGACCACGACAGUCGACGCCGACGUCGGCUUUGAGAUCGACGGCCUCUCCAUCGGUGGCGGCGCGUCGACCGAGAACUCGGAGAGCUCGACGAUGUCGAAGCAGGUCAGCUUCCAGAUCCCGCCGAAGCGCCAGGCGGUGUUCGUCGCGGGCCAGAACAACAAGGCGCAGAACGCGCGCGUGCAGGUCAACUUUGGCGACCGCCAGUUUGGGCACUUCAUCUGGUUCACGAGCACGAACGUCACGCGUCUGACGCCGAUCGACGGUGAUGUCGAGUUCGACGUGCACGUCUCUGACUGUGGUACGUCUUCAUCCCUAAUUCGUGCCCACUUUCAUGCGAACUAA
Molecule: messenger RNA, 624 nt
Organism: Trametes versicolor FP-101664 SS1
Lineage: Eukaryota; Fungi; Basidiomycota; Agaricomycetes; Polyporales; Polyporaceae
Exons: 4
Coding region: 1-624 (207 amino acids)
Source: RefSeq, a predicted model, not a curated record